AUGAUUAGGCUAGCUUUAGUAGGCUCUGGAGCUUAUUUUCUCUAUCCUCUUUACGAUAACAAAAUCUACUUUAGCCACCAAGAAACUCCUGAAAACCUCAAUCUUAUCUCCAGUUCUCCCAGUUUAUCUAAAGGAAUCUUUACUCCUACGCCAUGGCUCGCUAAUGGGAUUCUUCAAGCUUUAUUCGGAUCUAGUAAAGGUGAGCUACCCGGGCACACUCCAUAUGGAAAAGAUUUUGACUACCAGCGAGAAUAUAUCAAGCUCCCUGACAAUGGGACAAUUUCUAUUGACUGAGCAAUCCAUGGUGAAAUGGACCAAAAUAACAAAAUUUUGAUUAUCAGUCCUGGGCUUACAGGAGGCAGCAAAUCUCAAUAUAUUAGAAACGCUGUAGAAGUGGCUGUAGAAAAAGGGUAUAGAGUCGCUGUAGUCCAUGGCAGAGGGAUUCAUGAUAACCCGUUAACUGUAUUAGCUAAAUAGUCUCCAAAAACAAACCAUUGUGGGCUAAGCUCAGAUUUAGCCUUUGGGAUCGCCCAUAUUCAUUCAAAAUACCCAAAUGCUCCACUUCUAGGACUAGGCACAUCAAUGGGUGGGAAUCUCAUGCUAAAAUAUGCAGGGGAAACUGGAAAAAACUGUUUAUUAAAAGGAAUUUCUGUAGUUUCUACCCCUUAUAACUUGCCUGUAGUUAUAAAAGCACUUGGAAGAGCUUGGCCAUAUGCAGGAUUUCCAGAAAAAUAUUUAUUAAAAAAUUUGAGGCAAAAUUUGCAGACAAAUUGGCAGGUUCUUGAGGAGAUCGGAAAGGAAUCAAUUGACCUUGAAAAAGCAUUAAAAGCUGAAAGCGUUUAUGAGUUCGACAACCUAAUUACAUGUAAAAUUCACCAAUAUGAAACACCAGACCAUUACUAUCAAGAUGCAAGCUGUGUAAAUUAUAUGAAAAAUAUAGAAAUUCCGACAUUUGCGCUGAGCUCUCUGGAUGACCCUGUGGUGACGUCUGAGUGUAUACCAUAUGAGGAGUUUAAAGCAAAUCCGAAGCUGAUUUUGGGUGUAACAAGGACCGGAGGACAUGUAGGGUGGUUUAAUGGAAUGGUGACGCCGAGAAGAGUAAGAAUUAUUUAGUGGUAUGCAAUUCCAGCGAUUGAAUUUCUGGAUUCUGUGCUUGGCAGCUCUUAA
Blepharisma stoltei is the source of this 1167-nucleotide messenger RNA. The record is from the annotation of a GenBank genome assembly. Lineage: Eukaryota; Ciliophora; Heterotrichea; Heterotrichida; Blepharismidae.